This is a messenger RNA of Manis pentadactyla (Chinese pangolin), 7266 nucleotides long. It is a transcript of the gene IGSF3, whose product is annotated as immunoglobulin superfamily member 3. NCBI's taxonomy places the organism in Eukaryota, Metazoa, Chordata, Mammalia, Pholidota, Manidae. The record is from RefSeq and is a predicted model, not a curated record. The transcript has 11 exons. Bases 761 to 4327 code for a protein of 1188 amino acids.
GUAUUGCAGGAACAAUUGGGCUCCCCACAGUUGCUCUCCUCUGGACAGGGAAACUGAGGUGGAGGCAAAUGUGGCGACUUGCGCAAGGUCGAAAUGCAAAGGUUGACGGUCCUGGUCCAGGAACGCGACCCAGAUAUCUGCUGGCAUUGUGGGACCGCUUCAGGGCUGCCGAACGCCAACUUGCUUCGUGUGUUCUGGGCAGGUCCGGGGCAGGUGGCAGCUCUGUGACCUACCAUCAUGGAUGGAGACGGACUUUUUGAUGAAGAACCCAGAACGGUCGGUGCCAGCCAGGGCGAUUUGGCUGUCAAAGGCUUUGACAAAACCUGCCCCGUUCUCUUUGGGGAAUCCGAAUGAGGGAGAUUACAGGCACCUUCACUGGGAAGCCAAGGACAUUUCUGUAUAAUCAGUGGAUGAAAGGAUUUUCUCAGACUCUUCUUUUCCCUUUGCUUGAGGGAUUAAUCCACAGCAGUCCUCACUUGCAGUGGAAACCUCAAGACACACAAUGUGGCAGAAGCCUAGAAAGCCUUCGGAAUUGUUCUGGACCCUUCUUUUGGCAUAGGGGAGUUUAACGCAUGCCACACACCGCCCCUCCCCCCAACUCCUGCCUGCUGUUUUCUUCUCUUUAACCUGUUUUCAUUUUCUUAGUUAAGUUCUGUUUCCAAAACUGCCUUCCAGAGCUGUAAAUGCAUUGUCAGAAAUGAGAGAUUAAGUGCUGGGAGAAGAGGAAGCGCCCGUGUUGUGUCUCCUCUCUGCUGCCGACAUGAAGUGCUUUUCCCCAGUGCUGAGCUAUCUGGCUGUGCUGGGUAUUGUGUCAGCCCAGCGGCAGGUUGGUGUCCAGGAAGGACCCUUGUACCGCAUGGAGGGCUCCCACAUCACCAUCUGGUGCAACGUGAGUGGCUACCAGGGACCUUCUGAGCAGAAUUUCCAGUGGUCUGUUUACCUGCCCUCUGCCCCAGAGCGUGAGGUCCAGAUCGUCAGCACUGUGGACGCUUCAUUCCCUUACGCCAUCUAUACCCAGCGUGUCCGCACUGGGAAGAUCUAUGUGGAGAGAGUCCAGGGAAACUUGGCCUUCUUGCACAUCACUGAUCUUCAGGCCCGGGAUGCUGGGGAAUAUGAAUGCCACACACCCAACACAGACGAGCGGUACUUCGGGAGUUACAGUGCCAAGAUGAACCUUGUGGUGAUCCCAGACUCUCUGCAGACCACCGCCAUGCCCCAGACUCUGCACAAAGUGGAGCAGGACCCUCUGGAGCUCACUUGUGAGGUGGCCACGGAGACGUUCCAGCACAGCCACCUGUCGGUGGCCUGGCUCCGGCAGAGUGACAGCGAGAAGCUCGUGGAGGUCAUUUCCCUGAGCCGAGAUUUCGUGCUUCACUCCAGCAACGAAUAUGCCCAGAGGCAGAGCCUUGGGGAGGUGCGGCUGGACAAGCUGGGGAGCACCACCUUCCGUCUCAUCGUCUUCCACCUGCAGCCUUCUGACCAGGGCGAGUUCUUCUGUGAGGCUGCUGAGUGGAUCCAGGAUCCCGAUGGCUCGUGGUAUGCCAUGACCCGAAAGCGAUCUGAAGGAACCAUGGUCAACGUCCAGCCCACUGACAAAGAGUUCACCGUGAGGCUGGAGACAGAAAAGCGACUGUAUACGGUGGGUGAGCCGGUGGAGUUCCGAUGUAUCCUGGAGGCUCAGAAUGUUCCUGACCGUUACUUUGCUGUCUCCUGGGCCUUCAACAGCUCACUCAUUGCCAGCAUGGGGCCAAACGCAGUGCCGGUCCUCAACAGUGAAUUUGCCCAUCGAGAAGCCAGGGGCCAGCUUAAAGUGGCCAAAGAGAGCGACAAUGUCUUUGUGCUGAAGAUCUACCACCUCCGCCAGGAAGACAGCGGCAAAUAUAACUGUCGCGUGACGGAGAGAGAGAAAACCGUCACUGGGGAAUUCAUCGACAAGGAGAGCAAGCGUCCCAAGAACACCCCUAUCAUAGUCCUCCCCAUCAAGAGCACCAUCUCCGUGGAGGUGGCCAGCAAUGCCAGCGUCAUCCUUGAGGGCGAGAACCUGCACUUUUCCUGCAGCAUCCGCACAGCAGGCAGGCCGCAGGGCCGCUUCUCUGUCAUCUGGCAGCUCGUGGACAGGCAAAACCGCCGCAGCAAUAUCAUGUGGCUUGACCGGGACGGCACCGUGCAGCCCGGCACGUCCUACUGGGAGCGCAGCAGCUUUGGGGGUGUCCAGAUGGAGCAGGUGCAACCCAGCUCGUUUAGUCUGGGCAUCUUCAACAGCAGGAAGGAGGAUGAGGGCCAGUAUGAAUGCCACGUGACUGAAUGGGUGCGGGCGGUGGAUGGCGAGUGGCAGAUCGUCGGGGAGCGUCGGGCCAGCACCCCCGUCUCCAUCACGGCUCUCGAAACAGGCUUCACGGUCACAGCCAUCUCCCGCACACCAGGGGUGACCUACAGCGAGUCCUUUGACUUGCAGUGCAUCAUCAAACCCCAUUACCCAGCGCGGGUCCCUGUGUCAGUGACAUGGCGGUUCCAGCCAGUGGGCACUGUUGAGUUCCAUGACCUGGUGACCUUCACCCGGGACGGAGGAGUCCAGUGGGGGGAUAGAUCCUCCAGCUUCCGAACCCGAACGGCCAUUGAGAAGGCUGAGUCCAGCAACAACGUCCGCCUGAGCAUCAGCCGAGCCAGUGAUACAGAGGCGGGCAAGUACCAGUGUGUGGCGGAGCUGUGGCGGAGGCACUACAACCACACCUGGACGCGGCUGGCCGAGAGAACCUCCAACCUGCUGGAGAUCAGGGUGCUGCAGCCAGUGACAAAGUUGCAGGUGAGCAAAUCCAAGCGGACCCUGACCCUGGUGGAAAACAGGCCCAUCCAGCUGAACUGCUCAGUCAAGUCUCAGACCAGCCAGAACUCGCACUUCGCUGUGCUCUGGUACGUCCACAAGCCCUCGGAUGCCGACGGCAAGCUCAUCCUCAAAACCACCCACAACUCGGCCUUUGAGUUUGGCACCUAUGCUGAGGAGGAGGGCCUGCGCUCCAGGCUCCAGUUUGAGAGGCAUGUGUCUGGGGGCCUGUUCAGUCUCACCAUCCAGAGAGCCGAGGUCAGUGACAGUGGCAGCUACUACUGCCACGUGGAGGAGUGGCUGCUGAGCCCCAACUAUGCCUGGUACAAGCUGGCAGAGGAGGUUUCAGGGCGCACUGAGGUCACUGUGAAGCAGCCAGAUAGCCGCCUAAAGCUCAGCCAGGCGCAGGGGAACCUAUCGGUUCUGGAGACACGGCAGGUGCAGCUGGAGUGCGUGGUGCUAAACCGCACCAGCACGGCCUCCCAGCUCAUGGUGGAGUGGUUUGUGUGGAAGCCCAACCACCCGGAGCGGGAGACUGUGGCCCACCUGAGCCGCGAGGCCACCUUCCACUAUGGAGAGCAGGCAGCCAAAAAUAACCUGAAGGAGCGGCUGCAUUUGGAGAGUCCUUCCUGUGGUGUGUACCGGCUCUUCAUCCAGAACGUGGCGGUGCAGGACAGUGGGACCUACAGCUGCCGCGUGGAGGAAUGGCUUCCCAGCCCCAGUGGCGAGUGGUAUAAACGGGCAGAGGACACUGCUGGGCAGACGGCCGUUACAGUCAUGAGACCAGAUGCUGCCCUGCAGGUGGACACAGUGGUCCCCAAUGUCACAGUGUCUGAGAAGGCAGCUUUCCAGUUGGACUGUAGCAUUGUGUCUCGCUCAAGCCAGGAUUCCCGCUUUGCUGUGGCCUGGUAUUCCCUGAGGACUAAACCUGGAGGGAACGGAGGCAGCCCUGACCUGGAAGAACAGGAGGAUGAUGGGGAGGUGGAGGAGGAAGAGGACCCAACAGAGCGGAUGCCCCUGUUGAGCGUGGGCCCAGACGCUGUCUUUGGCCCAGAGGGCAGCCCCUGGGAGGGCAGGCUUCGCUUCCAGAGGCUCUCCCCCUUGCUCUACCGGCUCACAGUGCUGCAGGCAAGCCUCCAAGACACGGGUAACUACUCCUGCCAUGUGGAGGAGUGGCUGCUCAGCCCUCAGAAGGAAUGGUACCGGCUGACAGAGGAGGAGUCGGCUCCCAUUGGCAUCCGUGUUCUGGAUUCAAGUUCCACCCUGCAGUCUGUCAUCUGCUCCAACGACGCGCUCUUCUACUUCAUCUUCUUCUACCCUUUCCCCAUCUUCGGCAUCCUCAUCAUCACCAUCCUGCUUGUACGCUUCAAGAGCCGGAACUCGAGCAAGAACUCCGACGGGAAGAAUGGGGUACCCCUGCUGUGGAUCAAGGAACCACACCUUAACUAUUCCCCCACUUGCCUGGAGCCUCCUGUGCUCAGUAUCCACCCAGGAGCCAUAGACUAAGGGGGUCCGAGGGGAUGUCGGCCAUGGAGGAGCUGAGAUGCUCCUUGCUGCCUCUUACUCUGUGAUCAGACAGCAGACGGCACCUAAAUGGUGGAGUGCUCUUGCAGAAAAUUGUCAGACUUGAGGUGCUCAGAGUCCCCAGAUCAGUCAGAGACAGACUGCCUCUAAGUGGCACUCGUGGUUGGUUAGCUGUUUCCAAGCAGAUGUCUUUAUCCUAAGGAAUUAGAUUUCUUGGUUUUGCUUUUGGUAAUGUAGUGAGUAGCACCAGGUGGCCACAUCUACUCACUGGUUUAUAUAGUAUUCGCAAAUAGAUGUUACAGGGGUUCUUAUUCUUUGUAAUGGACUCUUUUUAAAUCCCUUUGGUUUACACUUUCUGGAUUCCAUAAUGUUAUGGACGAAUUUCUCAUACAUGGAACUGAUAACAAAAGGAAGGACGUGCUUUAUAAUACAAAGGAAUCUCUUCCAAGACUUUUUGUUUUGCACACUUGAAAAUGAUACCCAUGGAUCAAAAUAUACCCAAACAUUUUUUUACUUUGUUAAUAAGACUUGAAAAUUAUGUGCAGUGUGGGCCCGUUUUGUAUCUUAUCUUUUCCCACAGCUGGAGUUGUUGGAACCACUUUGUAGUCAAGAUGAAAGCAUUGAAAAUUGCUUCAAAGAACUGUGUAUGUACAAGAGAAACCCUGCAUAGACCCCAUUAGGAGUGGAUGGUGCCCAACCAGCCUGUCUAUCAGGGAGGCAAAAAUAGGCUUUAUCCUAGCCUUGCCAAAAAAUAAGAAAACUUUGGAGAACAAGUCAAAAGCUCCAGAAUGCAUACACUUUGCAAGCUAAAGUGAGCAGAGGGCUGCUUUUAACAGCCACUGACUUUCAGAUUGAUCAAAGCCAAUGAUUAGUAAAGGAAGGGAAAAAGGCUAGCUGUUGAGGCUAGCUGUUGGCUUGAUCUGUUCUGCAAGGGCAGUCUCUAACUGGUAACUGUGAGCAAGCAGGCUUCUAUUUUUAAGGUGCUUUGUCAGAUUCUAAGGGACAGUAGCCAUUGAGCCUGGAAAGGGGACAGCACCGAGCUGGACUCCUGGGGCCCGAGCAGCCAUCAUAUAUACCGUGGGAGGGCACUGGGGCCAGCUGACAGCUAAAUUCCUUGAUGAGUGGGACAGUCAGAGGUGGGAGGGGGAUUUCCAGAGCCUGACUUUGAAGAGUGGGGAGGAAUAACUGCCUCCCAGGAGGUAUGAAGACUAGGUUUUUCUUCUUCCUUCCAAUUAGAUUUUCCUCAAAGAUACUGAUGUUUUUAUUAUUCACCAUUUUUCUCUCCCUGCAUCUCACUGCCGGAAGAAUAUCUGCCCAGAGGAGGUCCAGACAGAGCCUUCAUAAUCCUUUUGUAUUACUGAGUCUCAGCAGAAAGUGAUCACAUGCCGGUGUAGGUUUUUUACCCUUCUAUUUCUUAGCUCUCAUUUGUGGUUUUAGGUAAUUUGUUUGUUCACUGUUAUGACAGCUUUUUAUUUGCCCCUUAAAACCUACAAGGGCCAAUGUCACUCUGUCAUUUUACACUAUUGGGCAAAAUGCUUGACUCCCCUGGAGCAUCACUGGCUGCAAGGGCUUCCUUUUGACCACUCCCUGAAGAUGUUCCUAUGCCCUGCUUUCCCAUGUUUUGCUAGCCAAAAGUGCCAUCACCUUUUCCCUACAAACUUGCAUCUUGCAUCCCAAGGGAGUUCCCCAUUUGAAAACACCACAGAUUCUAGAACUAAAAUCUAACCAGAGAGACUGCUGUGAAACCCUGUUCUGAGACUGAACAGACUGCAGGGGAGGCUGUGGGAUUCCCCGGGCCUGUGGGCACUGACCCUCAUCAGGGUCUGGGGCUGUGCAGGUGGCUUGGGUGCUUGGCAAACGCUGUGCUGGGCCUUGGCGGAGGAGAAGCAAGGUGACUGCUCAGCUGUUUUCCGACAGGCUUAAUAGACCUGCCUUUUCCUCCAGACACACCAGUACACUCUGAUGAGACGGGGUGUAGGCACCGCCACCUUAAUCCUGCUGGUGCCUAAUAUGCUCAUUGUCAUAUUAUGCUGUGUCAGCGCUUUAAGGUACAGAAUCAUUCAGUUCAGUGGUGUGGGAAGAAGGCAGUCUUUUGCUCCAUUUCUUCAUUUCAGGGGUGUGGGCUUUCAGUGGGAAAUUGCUGACCCUUCAUUUAUAGACUGAGUGAGUGAGGGGAGAUGACUGACUUUUCCUUUGAAUGGAAAGAUGCCAGCAGGCUGGCUGGGACUGGGGUGUGAAACUAAGAUUUGAGUUUGAAUUGGCUCACAGCUGUGAAAAGUACGUGCUGCACAUAAUUAAAUAUGUGAAGCAGUUGGAGGAGAUGUAAAAGGAAAAACAACCGAAGCCAGUAUUUGAAUAAUUCUUUUUUCUGUGUAUUUCUUUUGGGCUUGGGGAUACCUUUAAAGGGGUGAGCUUUUCAGCUUUCUGUGAAAAUCCCUAGACCUUCUUUGGCCACUUCUAAGGAAAUGCGGUGUCAGACGAAUGGUAAUGGUGCCUCCCAGUGACUGGGAGACCUCAUUGCACAAUGCGUACCAGAGCUUGAGUUGGCUGAGACCCGGAGAGGAAAACUGCCAACUACUCUCACUUAUCUACAUACCUGAUACUGCAUUAAUGAAAAAACUACACUGUGCAAGGCCCAUUCCAGGAAAUGGAUGUGACCACACCCUCUUUCACCAGGGUGUUUCUGUAGCAAGUUUUCAUAUUCUUUUCGAACAAUGGUUUCUCUGCGUUAAUUCUUGAAGAAAAAUAGGUGGGAGAAGAAAACCACCAAUGCAUGAUGUAGAGAGCUGUUGAUUUGUUUUUAUUUGUUGUUUUUUUUAAAAGGAAAACUAUUUGUAAAAUGUUGCACUAAAAUGUUUUAUAUACACUUCAGAGACCUGUAGUAAAUUAUGUUGAAAAUAUGGCUGUUUACAUUUCCUGGA